This is a messenger RNA of Jaculus jaculus (lesser Egyptian jerboa), 3829 nucleotides long. It is a transcript of the gene Kcnc2, whose product is annotated as potassium voltage-gated channel subfamily C member 2. Lineage: Eukaryota; Metazoa; Chordata; Mammalia; Rodentia; Dipodidae. Gene Ontology annotation, cellular component: axon; voltage-gated potassium channel complex; dendrite membrane. Gene Ontology annotation, molecular function: protein binding; delayed rectifier potassium channel activity. Gene Ontology annotation, biological process: potassium ion transmembrane transport; protein homooligomerization. Bases 296 to 2146 code for a protein of 616 amino acids. The record is from RefSeq and is a predicted model, not a curated record. The transcript has 5 exons.
CCAGCCCUGAGCUAUGGUGACUCCGGGCGCGCGGGGUGUAGAUGGGAGAGCCCGCAGAUCGCAGCUUGAAGGCGCGCAGCGCAGCGCAGCCAGCGGGGGCUGUGUCCCCGACCUCAGCGCCCCAACCGCCUGAACCCGGGAAACGCCAACAAGUAGUUUCUCUUUUGGAGAAAUGUGGCUCAGCUGGCCGCCAAGAUUCAGUCAAGCUGCUAGGAGAACCUCGUCGACUCCUCGGGAAACCCAAGCAAACCCACUUUUUCACUCGGUCUCCUUAAGUCAUGUCUGAGCCACAGAGAUGGGGAAGAUUGAGAGCAACGAGAGGGUGAUCCUCAAUGUUGGUGGUACCCGCCACGAGACCUACCGCAGCACCCUCAAGACCCUCCCGGGAACUCGCCUAGCUCUUCUGGCCUCCUCGGAUCCCCAGGGUGACUGCCUGACGGCGGCGGGCGACCCGCUGCAGCCGCUGCCCCCUCCGCUGUCUCCGCCGCCGCUGCCUCCGCGAGCGCCGGCGCUGUCCCCGGGCCCCGGAGGACGCUGCUUCGAGGGCGGCGCCGCGGGCAACUGCGCGUCCCAAGGCGGCGCAAACCACCCCGGGGGCGGCCGCGAGUUCUUCUUCGACCGGCACCCGGGCGUCUUCGCCUAUGUGCUCAACUACUACCGCACGGGCAAGCUGCACUGCCCCGCCGACGUGUGCGGACCGCUCUUCGAGGAGGAGCUGGCCUUCUGGGGCAUCGACGAGACCGACGUGGAGCCCUGCUGCUGGAUGACCUACCGGCAGCACCGCGACGCCGAGGAGGCGCUGGACAUCUUCGAGACCCCCGACCUCAUCGGCGGCGGCGGCGACACUGGCGACGACGAGGACCUCGGAGCCAAGAGGCUGGGCAUCGAGGAUGCUGCCCUAGGGGGACCCGAUGGCAAGUCUGGCCGCUGGAGGAGGUUACAGCCCCGCAUGUGGGCGCUCUUCGAGGACCCCUACUCGUCCAGAGCCGCCAGGUUUAUUGCUUUUGCCUCUUUAUUCUUCAUCUUGGUUUCAAUCACUACCUUUUGCCUGGAGACACAUGAAGCUUUCAAUAUUGUUAAAAACAAGACAGAGCCAGUGAUCAACGGCUCGAGCAUUCUACAGUAUGAGAUCGAGACGGACCCCGCCUUGACCUAUGUGGAAGGAGUGUGUGUGGUAUGGUUCACUUUUGAGUUUUUAGUCCGCAUCGUCUUUUCACCCAAUAAACUCGAGUUCAUCAAAAAUCUUUUGAAUAUCAUUGACUUUGUGGCCAUCCUACCUUUCUACUUAGAAGUGGGGCUCAGUGGGUUGUCAUCCAAGGCUGCAAAAGAUGUCCUUGGCUUCCUCAGGGUGGUGAGGUUUGUGAGGAUCCUGAGAAUCUUCAAGCUCACCCGUCACUUCGUGGGUCUGAGGGUGCUGGGACACACUCUUCGAGCUAGCACGAAUGAAUUUUUGCUGCUGAUCAUCUUCCUGGCUCUUGGAGUUUUGAUAUUUGCUACGAUGAUCUAUUACGCGGAGAGAGUAGGGGCUCAGCCUAACGACCCUUCAGCCAGUGAGCACACGCAGUUCAAGAACAUUCCCAUUGGGUUCUGGUGGGCUGUCGUGACCAUGACGACCUUAGGUUACGGGGAUAUGUACCCCCAGACGUGGUCAGGCAUGCUUGUGGGAGCCCUUUGUGCCCUGGCUGGAGUGCUGACCAUAGCCAUGCCCGUGCCUGUCAUUGUCAACAAUUUUGGGAUGUACUAUUCCUUGGCAAUGGCAAAGCAGAAGCUUCCAAGGAAAAGGAAGAAGCAUAUUCCUCCCGCCCCUCAGGCGGGCUCACCGACAUUUUGCAAGACAGAAUUAAACACCACCUGCAAUAGCACACAGAGUGACACAUGUCUGGGCAAAGAAAACCGACUAAUGGAUCAUAACAGAUCAGUGUUAUCAGGUGACGACAGUACAGGAAGUGAGCCACCAUUAUCACCCCCAGAAAGACUUCCCAUCAGACGCUCUAGUACCAGAGACAAAAACAGAAGAGGGGAAACAUGUUUCCUAUUGACGACAGGUGAUUACACGUGCGCUUCUGAUGGAGGGAUCAGGAAAGAUAACUGCAAAGAGGUUGUCAUUACUGGUUACACGCAAACCGAGGCCAGAUCUCUUACUUAAUGACUUGGGGAAGGCACAAAACAUGAGAGAAAGGUAAAUGCCAGCCAGGCUUGCAUUGUUUAACCAGGAAUUGCUGCUUGGAACUAGAGCCAUUUUUUUUUUCAAAUCCCAAGAUUUGUCAUCAAAGGCAGACUGCAAAAUAAUUGUCCAAAGCUCUCUUGUCCUCUUUACUUCAUUUAUUUUUGUUUAUUAAUUUUUGUGUGAACAUCAAGGAUCACUGGUGUUCACAGGAGGCUUUUUUGACUAGCCUUAAAACUGCAUCAAAGGACUAAUCAGAUUUUCAGGCAGUAUUUAAUCAGGUGCUUUGUCCUAUAUGUUGUUUUUGUCUGUCUGUCUUAGCUCCUUGUCUUAAACGUAUAUGCCAUCUGUCUCCAUGAAACAUAGAAAUGCCUUGAUAACAUGUUCAUGAGUUUAGCACUGAAUCUCCCUACCUCCUGCCCCUGUCUUCUUCGCUAUUUGCAGCAGCAUCUCUGCUUUGUAUAUAAACUAAGGAUGCCCUGUAGACUACCUAAAUUAAUCAGCACUGUGAAUCUUUUUGAUGAACAGGAUUUAAGCAGCAUUUUUUACUAUUCAGAGUCAGUUUCUACUAUGAGCAACCAGCAUUCAUCAUUACAUUCCAGCAAAAUCCCUAGGGAGUCUUAUUCAGCCUGAGUGGGAGAUGGUUUGUUUAUACAUCCCUACUAAAUGCAAUAGCAACUGUGUAUCUGGUGUUUGGGGCAUGUGACAGGAGAAAAAUGCCAUAGUGUAAAUGGAGGCAUAGAAAAUACUUUUGAUGCAUUCAGGCUCUUUGAGAUAAUUGGUUAAAUCCUGUUUUCAUGUUUGUUUUUGGUAGGAAGACAAUUGCCUCUUUCAUUACUGGCUCUCCAUUCCCAAGUCCUAGAGCAUGAGCUGUGUGUCAGAGAUCUUGUACAGCAACGUAUCUAUCCAGACUUAGAUAUCUCAUAUCUAUAGAUACUGUGAUUCUUUUGAUAUAACAACAUGCAUAGAAUGAUAUAAUUAUGCAUAGAUUUACUGUAAAAGAAUUAAUAUGCUGUCUGGUGCUGCUGUUAUUGACUGCAGUGUUGUACAGAAUUUAUCAUGGAUUUUUGACUGCUGAAAAGGGGGCAAUGGAAUUUAGCCAUACCAAGGAUUAUACUGGAAACAGCUUCUGCUACUGAAUGUGCCCUGAUGUGACCAGGUUAUCCUUGGAAGAGGUCCUGCAUCUCCAUGAGGUGAUUAAAGCUGCUAAAGGAACUGUGAUUGGAACUGCUCAGGUGCUCACCAUGUGAGUGAGUGUUCUGCUUAUAGAAGGACUAGUGCCCACAAAACAGCUGUAAAUACCAAUGUGUGUGCAUGGGUCAACCACUCUGGCUAUUUCACACCACAGGAAGCCAAAUUCAUGAUCCACAUCUCUGAAGCUUCAAGUAAGGCCCAUGAUUCUUUGAAUUUCUCCUCGUGGGCUCACCACAGUUGUGCUGUGAAUUACACAAGGCAGUGAUACUGAUGUAGGAUAGGUCUGUCUUAACUUCUCUUGUUUGUACUUCAGGUAUCAGAACCAUUAACAUUUGACUGUAUCAUUCUCUUACAAGACACUUACUGAUCAGAUUGUCAAUUGUGUUGUAAAUUUUUAGUGUCUAGUUAUCAAAGCUAUAUUUUUAGUUGCAUAUUUGUUCAGUUCUGGAAAGUUGUUACAACUUAAAGAAA